AUGGAGAUUACCGCGAAACUUCGCCUGAGGAAAAAGUUCCACCUGAGAAAAGUACCCGGUAACCACUCUGGUGCGUCUAGCCGGGCGUACUUUAUCAGGGAUACCCGCCCUCAAACGCGCUGUUCCUCGAGACCAGCGUAUCUCGCGACACGUGCAGUGUCAAGCAUGUGCCGCCAGCGUGUCCCCGACCGCGCUCGGGAUAGGCGUGCGGCCGCAGCGCCGGCAGAACUGCUGAAACUCGCGGUCCGCCGCUCGCGCCCCGACGGGCGAGCGACCGCACCACGCGAGCGGUCCGAGACCCCCCGCGCCCCUAGUACCGGCCCCCGCCCCUGGACGCCGGAACUGAUUAAGGAUUCUCAUCAAAAUGACGACUUUCCUUCCGCGCUCCACGCGAUCGGUCGCGAUGCCGGGACUAGCGACUCGCUUGUCCCCCCCCCGGCCGGGCCCGCCGCCCGAUUCCGCUGCGCUUCAUUUCCCCAAGCCGCUGUUCCGCUUCUAAUCACUCGUAACUCCCGCCGGUUCUCUCACUCCGGGAUCGCUCCGCGGGCCACAUGGCCCCGGCCGCCAGCGCUUGACUCCCGCGCGACCCGUGCCGCGCCCGCCUCGGGGCACGCGCUGUGGUCCUCGACCCCAGCCGCCCCCCUCCCGCGCACGCGCCCGUCGCAAGCGGGCCGCGCCGUCUCUGCUUGUUCCGUUUCGUCUGGAUCCCGCCCGGGGCGCCUGGCGGCCCCGCCCGCCGCCCCGGAGAUUGCCGGGCCGCGCGAUCCCGUCCGCAGCGGUUUCCCCGAAGUCGCCGCAUGCACAAUCCGCGCAUACGCCGCCGGGCUCGGUGGCCCGCCCGGCUCAUGA
This is a messenger RNA of Dicrocoelium dendriticum, 849 nucleotides long. The record is from the annotation of a GenBank genome assembly. NCBI's taxonomy places the organism in Eukaryota, Metazoa, Platyhelminthes, Trematoda, Plagiorchiida, Dicrocoeliidae.